GUGCGUUUUAGUAAGGCGGCGCGGCGGGGAUAGCGGAGUCGAGCAGCAGCCGCCGUCGAGUUAACAGCAGAGAAAAGACAGGCCCCGCACAUCCAACAUGGGUGACGAAGGAAAGUUAUUUGUCGGCGGCCUCAACUUCGAGACGGACGAGCAGGCCCUGGAAGAGGUGUUCUGCAAGUACGGGCAGAUCAACGAGGUCCGCGUCAUCAAGGACCGAGAUACCCAGUCGUCCCGAGGCUUCGGUUUCAUUACCUUCGAGAACCCGGGCGAUGCCCGCGACGCCAUGCAGGCAAUGAACGGCAAGUCCCUGGACGGUCGCACCAUCCGGGUGGACCACGCCGAGAAAAAAUCGGGCGGUGGUGGAGGCGGCGGCUACGGCGGCGGCGGACGAAGCUACGGCCGAGGGCGAGGCGCAGGCAGCGGAGGCUACGGCUACCGGCAGUACGACACGAGGGACAGCUACUACCAGCGCGGCGAAGGCUACUCUCGGGGCCGAGGCUACGGAAACCGCAGCACGUACCAAUGUUUAGGUAUCGGGGAGCAUGGCCGCUGCUCCACGCGGAAAGAGCUGCUUCACUGCGGCACUUGGCGCUCGGGUGGAGGGGAGGAGCCGAUCGUGGCGGCCGCCCUACACUGCAGCGUGCGCCUGCGAUCGGCCUGUUAUUUCAUCUGCUUGAUGGCGGAAACCUUAAUUACUAGAAAAAUCGGGGUUUUCGAGGCACCGGGACAGGCGGAGAAUGAAGUGAUACCGACCAUUGUAGACGGAUGGGGAUUAGUUAAACGGACAUGGUCGACGCAGACGUUUUAUGCGUCUGUAAAUGCUAACGAGGCUCUGCAUGUUAAAAUCGUAAUCGAGGGGAAUUUCAGUGAUUGUAUUCCAGAUAAUAAUGGUCUUCUGAAAGCGGAUGAGAACCAUAAGCUGGCAUUGGGAGAGGUUGAAGAUGUCUACAAAUAUACCUGCCAGCUGGUCAACUCAGGUUCUGAGGGCACAGCCAGUGACUUCAUGGCAGAAGUGGGGAAAUUAAAGAGCGUUUAUGACCGACCCUAUGCUGUGGUGAUGGUGAGGGGGCCGGAGAUUAAUAGAUUACCCUCGGGUCGAAGCCGGAUCUCCCUCCCCAAAAUGGCGGGCUCCACCUCCCGCGACGUGGGGGUGCGCACUUUCGUUCGUCAGUGCAAAGGAGCGGCCGCUGCUCACUCCGUCGAUCUGGGGAAAAAUACCCCGCCAAAAAAACAACCAACCAGAAUCAUGAAUGACGAACGCAAGCUAUUCGUCGGCGGCCUGAGCUUCGAGACGGACGAGCCGGCCCUGGAGUCCGUCUUCUCUAAGUACGGGGAGAUCGUGGACACCCGUGUGAUCAAGGACAAGGCGAGCCUGGCUUCCCGCGGCUUCGGCUUCAUCACCUUCGAGAACCCGGAGGAUGCAACCGAGGCCCUGCAGGCCAUGAACGGCAAGAUGGUCGACGGACGCCAAAUACGUGUCGACCACGCCGAGAAGAAAUCUAGUGACGGCGGCUACGGCGGAGGCCGCGGCGGCGGCGGCGGCGGCUACAGACGAGGCGGCUAUGGAGGCAGCGGUUAUACUGGCGGCUCCUACGGCAGCAGCAGCAGCUACGGCAGCGGUGGAUACGGCGGCGGAAAUGGAGGCGGCUAUGGCUCAGGCGGCUACCGACAGUACGACAAGUCGAGCGGAGGCGGAGGUGGCGGUGGCGGCGGCGGCUACAACAACCGGAGCACUGGUAGUUCCCGCGGCGCUAGUUACGACCGGUACCAGUCCAGCAGAUAG
This is a messenger RNA of Leucoraja erinaceus (little skate), 1783 nucleotides long. RefSeq lists its product as uncharacterized. Gene Ontology annotation, molecular function: RNA binding. The coding region runs from base 98 to 1783 and encodes 561 amino acids. The transcript has 7 exons. Gene Ontology annotation, cellular component: spliceosomal complex. The record is from RefSeq and is a predicted model, not a curated record. NCBI's taxonomy places the organism in Eukaryota, Metazoa, Chordata, Chondrichthyes, Rajiformes, Rajidae. Gene Ontology annotation, biological process: positive regulation of mRNA splicing, via spliceosome.